GGACCCCGCCCUCUCGGACGCUUGUCUGCGUGCGCCGCGGGCUGGUGCUCAGCUGCCGGGAGCCGGCCGAGGUGUGCCGAGCGCGCAGCGCCCACUUGACCCGGCUGCACUGCCGCGUGGAGGAGUCCUGGAGAGCACGGAGCGGAGCCCCGAGAUGGACUUGGUGAUCUUCGAGGAUGUGGCUGUGGACUUCACCCUGGAGGAGUGGGCCUUGCUGGAUUCUAUGCAGAGGAACCUCUAUAGAGAUGUGAUGCUGGAAACGUUCCAGAAUCUGGUCUCAGUGGAUUAUGAAACACUGUUUAAAGCCAGUGGGUUGGUUUCUCAACAGGAUACGCUUGAAAAAAAAAAAUCUAUUGAACAGAAAAUGGCAAAAUUCACCAGAAAUCAUUCUUGUGCCUACGUUUUAGAAAAAAAUUGGGAAGAUGACAGCACUAAAGAUCAACAUGGAAACCAUGCAAGACAUCAGAGAAAUCCUGCAACAGACAGAUUCUGUGAAAGUAAAGAAAGAAAUCAGCACAGAGGAACUUGCAGCCAGCUUCCUCAUUUUAAUUUCUGCAAGAAUAUUUCCACAGGAGUAAAACUCUAUGAAUGCACCAAGUGUGGGAAAGGCUUCAUGCAUCUUUCUUCCCUUAAAAGGCACGUCAGAUCUCACUGUGGACAAAAACCACACCUGUGUCAGGAACACCAGCAGGCUUGCAUUUGUGGCACAUGCCUGAGAACUCACACUGGAAAGAAGCCCUACGGAUGUAAAUUAUGUGGGAAAACCUUUCCUUAUUUCUACUCUCUCACACAGCAUAUCCAGAUGCACACUCCGGAGAGAAACUAUGAAUGCAAGCAGUGUGGGAAAACCUUCCAAGAGUUCUCCAGUCUUACUAGACACGUGAAAACACACACUGGGGAAAAGCCAUAUAAGUGUAAGGAAUGUGGGAAAGCCUUCAUGUAUCCCUCAAUCUUUCAGAGACACGUGGUGACACACACAGAGGAGAGGCCGUAUGAGUGUAAGUUAUGCAGAAAAGCCUUCCACCAUUCUUACUCUCUCACUCAGCAUAUGAAGAUUCACACUUCAGGGAAAACCUAUGAAUGCAGGCCGUGUGAGAAAACCUUCCAUGAGUUCUCCAGUUUUACUGGGCAUGUGCAAACUCACACUGGAGAAAAGCCAUACAAGUGUAAGAAAUGUGGGAAAGUCUUUAUUUAUCCCUCUGUCUUUCAAAGGCACAUGAUAACACACACUGGGGAGAAGCCCUAUGAAUGUAAGUUAUGUGGGAAAACUUUUCGACAUCCGUACUCCCUUGCUCAACAUAAAAAGAGUCACACAGCCGAGAAAACUUAUGAAUGCAAGCAGUGCGGCACAGCCUUCCGCGGGUUUGCCAGUCUUACUAGACACGUGAGAACCCACACUGGGGAGAAGCCACAUAAGUGUAAGGAAUGUGGGAAAGCCUUCAUGUAUCUUUCUACCUUUCGAAGACACAUGAUAACACACACUGGAGAGAAGCCCUAUAAGUGCAGACAGUGUGGGAAAACCUUCAGUUAUCCCCAGUCUUUCCAACGACAUGAAAAGACACACACUGGAGAGAAGCCCUAUGAAUGUAAGGAAUGUGGGAAAGUCUUCAGUUGGCCUGAAACCUUCCGAGUCCAUCUGAGGGUUCACGCUGGGGAGAAGCCGUAUAACUGUGAGUUCUGUGGGAAGGCUUUCAGUUCCCCCAAGUCCUUCCAGGGGCACACAAGAACCCACACUGGGGAGAAACCUUACGAGUGUAAACAGUGUGGAAAAGCUUUCAGUUGGCCCUCAACCUUUCGAGAACAUCUAAGAAGCCACACUGAGGAGAAACUGUAUAAAUGUGAGAAUUGUGGGAGAGCCUUCACUUCUUCCAGAUCCUUCCAAGGCCACGUGUGGACUCACACUGGAGAGAAGCCUUAUGAGUGUGCACAAUGUGGGAAAGCCUUUAGUUGGUCCUCAUCAUUACAAAAGCAUGUGAGGAUGCACACUGGAGAGAAACCCCAUAAAUGUAAACAAUGUGGGAAAGCCUUCAAGUGGCCCUCAUCCUUUCGAAACCACAUGAGGAUGCACACUGGGUAGCAGCCCCAGAAAUGCGUGUAAUGUUGGAAGAGUCUUUGUUAGGCCAGGCUUUCUAGAGAGAGAUUCGGUAAUUGUAAGUAAUGUUGAAAUAUCUUGCACUAAUUCAUGUAUUAUACUCUGGGAAGGAAAUACAGAAGUUAUAAACAUGAUAUUGUGUUUGUCAUUACCUCAUUUAACACUGGACCCCUAAAUAGUGAAUUUCUGGUUCUUUCACAAAUAAGUGCUCAUGUAAGAACUCUAAGUCCUCCUUCAGCGAGGGUGUGGAAGCUUGAAAAGUGUUCUGUUUUUUUGCCCAAUUUUUCAGUUAAUACCAUUUUCUUUCUUGGUAGUGCUACAGUAAUGUGAAGUGUGCUUUUAUGUGACACAGAGUUUAACUCUCAUAUACUGUAUUGUAGUGUAAGUGCGUGAGCAUCUGAUUAUAACGUAGCACCUGACAGCGUUGGACUGCUGUGGCUUCUGUGUCAAAGACCUCCAUGUGGACUAAAUAUAGUUAGCUGUUGGGCGCCUGGGUGGCUCAGUGGGUUAAGCCGCUGCCUUCGGCUCAGGUCAUGAUCUCAGGGUCCUGGGAUCGAGUCCCGCAUCGGGCUCUCUGCUCAGCACGGAGCCUGCUUCCUCCUCUCUCUCUGCCUGCCUCUCUGCCUACUUGUGAUCUCUCUCUGUCAAAUAAAUAAAUAAAAUCUUUUUAAAUAAAUAAAUAAAUAAAUAAAUAAAAGCAAACCAGAAAGAAAUGUUGAGGAUGUGGAGAAACGAACCGUUGUACACUGUUGAUAAAAUGGAAAAGCCACUGUGCAAAAUACUAUGGUAGUUGCUGAAAAAUGUAAAAUAGAAUUGCCGUCUGAUCCAGCAAUUCCACUUCUGGGUAUAUACCCAACAGAACUAAGAGCAGAAUCUUGAAGAGAUGUUGGUACACUCGUGUUCAUAUCAGCGUUAUCCACAAUACCUAAAAUGUGCAAGCAACUCACAUGUCCACUGAUGGAUGAACAGAUAAGCCAGAUGGAGGCCAUACAUUUAAUGGGCUAUUUUUCAAACUUAAAAAGGAAGGAAAUUGCAAUGUGUAGUGAGACAGAUGGCUCUUGAGGACAUUAUCCUAAGUGAAAUAAACCCAUGAGACACAAACACCAUAUGAUUCUACAUGUAUGACUAAGGGUGUCAAAAUCACGGGAACCUGGGUGGCUCAGUGGGCCAAAGCCUCUGCCUUUGGCUCAGGUCAUGAUCCCAGGAUCCUGGGAUCAAGUCCCACUUUGGGCUCUCUGCUCAGCAGGGACCCUGCUUCCCCCUCUUUCUCUGCCUGCCUCUGCCUACUUGUGAUCUCUCUCUGUCAAAUGAAUAAAUAAAAUCUUUUUUAAAAAAAGUUUAAGAGUGUU
Messenger RNA from Mustela lutreola (European mink), 3441 nucleotides. RefSeq names its product zinc finger protein 555-like. NCBI's taxonomy places the organism in Eukaryota, Metazoa, Chordata, Mammalia, Carnivora, Mustelidae. The record is from RefSeq and is a predicted model, not a curated record. The transcript has 4 exons. Bases 155 to 2077 code for a protein of 640 amino acids. Gene Ontology annotation, biological process: negative regulation of transcription by RNA polymerase II. Gene Ontology annotation, molecular function: DNA-binding transcription repressor activity, RNA polymerase II-specific.